GCAGGCGAUGUUCUUGAUCGUCUGUCCACGAAAACAUCGGACCGUCCAUCAUUGAUCAAAGCUAGUGAAUUUCUGUGCAGGAACAUGGAAUUCUCGUUUCUGCCAAGGAGCGAAAGAUGGCGGGUCAUGCGGCGGGCCGCACAUGAAAGCUUGAGCGAGGCUGCUAUCAAGGACUACUCCAAAGUGCUUAUCGAAGAAACGAGGCUGCUAGUUGAAGGCUUAUUGGAUUGUCCUGAUAUUACCCUCUCUCGCCAUGUCCAUCGCGUCGCAGCUUCUAUUGCUUGGCGAUGUCUUUUUGGGCAACAGGCCAUCCUGUUGCACGGGUCCGAUCCAACACAUCGCAUUGAAGAACUUGCGGGUGAGAUGACGCGAGCGAUGCUUCCCGGUGGUUCGUUAGUAGACAUCUGUCCUAUCCUGAAACCAGUUAUCCAGCAAUUUCCAUUUUUAAGAAGGCAUGCCGACCGUUGGUUUGAGGAGCUGUCAUCAUGUUUCCAGAACGCUUACUCAGAUGAGGAGACGUCAGGACAUACCUCCGCUAGCGGUAUAUUGAAAACUAUGGAGCUGAGUAGCCUAGAUCCGCUGAGCGGUGCAUGGAUGAUGGGCUCGCUCUUCUUCGCCGCCGAGGACACGACAGCCUGCGCAUUACUCUGGUUCUUUUGUGCAAUGUUGCUGUACCCCGAAACAGCCUCUGCAGCUCGCCAACAACUUGCACAAGUUGUGGCAGACAGACCGCCAUCAUUUGCUGACUACCAUAGCCUUCCCCAAAUAGAGGCGAUGGAAUUCGAGUAUUCAGGUUAUGUGAUUCCGAAAGGCGCCAUUAUCCUCGCGAAUAUCUAUGCAAUUGCUCGGGAUCCUGAGCUCUACACAAAUGGCGAUCGCUUUGAUCCUUCCCGCUUCAUCGACGAGAAUGGUCAUAUAAAGCAGCCAAAGCGAGACUCCAAGGACGACUACCUCUGUUUUGGACAUGGGCGCCGCAUCUGUCUGGGGAAGGACUUUGCGACUAACUCGCUUUGGAUCACCUUUGCCUAUUUGCUCUGGGCAUUUGAUUUUAGAAAACCCGUUGGUCCUGACGGCGAAGAAGAAGUCGCUCCCGCUGAACUUGGCUUUCACGACAAAGGCGUUACCGUGGAACCGGUGCCGUUCUCUAUACGCGUUGUGCCCCGCUUCCCCGAUCUUGUGGACCGUCUGAAUGGUCCCCGAGCUGAGGAGUGA
Molecule: messenger RNA, 1212 nt
Organism: Dacryopinax primogenitus
Lineage: Eukaryota; Fungi; Basidiomycota; Dacrymycetes; Dacrymycetales; Dacrymycetaceae
Product: cytochrome P450
Exons: 9
Coding region: 85-1212 (375 amino acids)
Molecular function (GO): monooxygenase activity; iron ion binding; heme binding
Source: RefSeq, a predicted model, not a curated record